AAUCACCUUUGUUUUGUGGGAGUGGGCGAAAACCCACCUAGUCUUCGUUAGGGGUGCCUGGGUGACCGAGCGCACCUGAGGCGUUCAAUGGGCGUCCAUUUUUUCUUUUUUUGAGUUGCCCAAAUCUGAAAUUUCCUGAUCAGGGGCCGUUUGUCUGAAGAAGAUGAAGUCGCUAGCGCCUUUUCUUUUCUUUUUUUUAAUAUUUUUUUCUUUUAGGUUUAAAAUGACCCUACUUUGCUAACAUUUAUUAUCCCACUAUCUUCCUUUAUGUUCACUUUUUGUUUUUUAUAUUAUUCUUUUCUCAUAUUCAAAAUAGAUAAGCAUCUUUUAGUUUUAGUUUUUAUUAUUUUUUUAAGAUAAAGAAGCAUAUUUUCUUGGAUAUUCUACCAACAGGAAAAAAAGAUAAACAUAUGUUUGUUUUUAAUUUUUUAACGUUAUAUUAUUUAAAAGAUACAUUAUCUUAUCCUUAUUUUUUUUGAGACUACAUAUCUUACUCAAAUAUUACUCAAAACUCUCAUAAUUCAUAUAAAUAUGCACUUACUUAAGACUAAAAAUGUUUGAUUUCCACCCUAUUUGUUUGAUUGUUGAUUAAUGUGAUUGCUUGGUUAAAUUUGUUUGUGAUGUGAGUUCAAUUUGUUUGUGACAUGUGCACUUUUGAAUAACAAUGAAUAUUUAUUUUACAAAGUAUUAUAUUUUUAUAUAUUAUAUAUAAUUCUGUAUAAUAUAUAUUAAUAAAAUUUAGGUCUCGUGAGGCUUCGCCUCAUGCCUCAAGGCUUUCGCCUAGACGGGACCAUCCAUGAGACGCCUCGUCCACGCCUCCGCCUUUUAAAACAUUGAUAUAAAGAAGUACAAUGCCCCAAGCUCAGUGAGAAACCACUAAGAAAAUAACCUGCAGAAUCUCGAAAAAUCCCACCACAUGCCGCAAGACUCGGGUUACCUUUAGUAAGGUCAUCUAUAUUCACUUUGACCCAACAAAAUGGAGGAAGUGUCAUCAGGUAUAUGAUUGGUUACGUGUCAUUGAAAAGAAAAACAUGCAGUUAACUGAAAACAUCAAGGGGAUGAUUCAAAUACUUUGCAUGAUAUUCAUUAAUUAGUGCCUCGUUUACAAAAUCUGUUAAAAACCCUCGAAUAUCAAAAUGUUGGCCAAAAAAUAUGAAAGCUGCAUCCCAAGCAGCUCUCACUGUAGUGGCUUGAGAUCGAUUCUAACUUGAGUAACUUGAGAUGAGGAUGGUCGGAAACACCAACAUGCAGAGGUGCGUCAAAAGUUCUGUCCAAAAAAAUGUUUGCUAACACAUGUUGUAUUUGCUAAGUGUAUAGUAGCAGAAAAUUCCUCUUCGACAUAUAUGCAAACCUCGCACCGUAUGCUCUUUGUUCACUCAUGAGCCAUGUUACAACAUCAUCCAUAAAAUUGUAUUUUUGUACAAAAUCUUGUUGUUUUAUGUUUAAUAUUUGUGGGUGCCUUUAAAACUUUAGCUUUAGUAUUCAACAAAUAUUACGCUGACAUCUUGUUCAAAUCUUGUUGGCGGUGUGGGGGUUGGCGAGCUGUUGGAAGCGGCGGAAGCAGUCUCUCAAGUCUUGUUCAAAUCAAAUUAUUAGUCAAUUUUGAUCUCAGCCAACUUUGCUUUGCAACAGGUACAAUUCUCGUUGCCUCUAAUUAAUUAAUUAUUUAUAUAAACAGAGCAUUUUUUUACAAAAUAAAAAAAAAUAUUUAUCUAAUUUUGAUUUAAUUUGUUAUUAUCUUCAUAUUAAAAAGUAUUUAAAAUUUAUUUUGUUCUAUGAAAAAUAAAAAAUAAAAAUAAAUGCUUUGUCAGUAAAAGCUGUCAUCAGGUAUAUGAUUAGUUGCAUGUCAUUGAAAAGAAAAAUAUCCAGUUAAUUGAGAACAUCCAGGGUGGAUUCCAAUAUUUUGCAUGAUAUUCAGUACUGUCUCGUUUGCAGAAUCUGUUAAAAACCCUCGAAUCACACACUAUUGUAAGUAAUGAAAUCUACAAGUCAAAAUCUUAGUGUUGUAAAUUAUAAAACAUGCAGCCCAGCUCUCACUGUAGUUUGUAAUUGUUGCAUUAUUACCCUUUAGAUUCUAACUUGGGAUGAGGAUGAUUGGGGACACCAACAUGCAGAGGUGUGUCAAAAGUUCUAUCCAAAAAAAAAACAUUGCUACACACGUUGUAUCUGCUAAUUUUGGCAACACAAUAGAUUCCUUCAGGGGUGGAGAUUAGAUUACGGCACUUUGGUUCUUGAAUACAUACCAGAAUUUCUUCCAAGAUUUUUAAAUCAGAAGCAUUCACUCACAUGAACUUUGUCAAUGUAUCUUAAAAGCAUAAAUCGAAACUCGGACAGAUUUCCCCCAUUUUAACUUUUGAACACAGACCUCGGCAUCAAAAGUGUCAGAACUAAAUUAUACACAAUGCUCGGCAACAAAUUCUCAGACUCAAGUUCAAAAAGGAUGUGAUCGGAGACACCAACAUGCAGAGGUGCGUCGUGUGAGUGCUCGUUAACUGUUGGUUGCCGAAAAAUCUCCCUCGGCAUUUAUGCGAAAACCUGCGCACCGUAUGCUCUCUAUGUGCUAAAUGGGACCCCUCUCACAAGCCCUUGUCUAGUACUCUCUGCAAAUUUAGAUCAUGUAUUAGGUCAGCAUACUUGUUUUUUCUUUGGCAUCUGCAAACUAGCUCCCUAUUCACUCAUGACUCAUGCUGCAACAAUAUCCAUAAAAAUGUUAUUUUAUGGAAAACUUCUUUUGUGUUUAAUCUUUAUAGUUAUCUUCAAAACUUUAACUUUACUAUUCCAAUCUAUUCUUAAGAAAAUUAUUCCAAUCUAUUUUCAGAAGUGGUUAACAAUGAAAGCUGAAGUUCCUGAUAAUAUAAAUUUUAAAAUAGUCAAUCAUGAUUAGCCCUCUCUAUACAAUAAUUUUUCGUGUGUGCUCAAAGUAUGUUACAAAUAUGGCUCGGAAAGAUUUAGGUAAAACUAUUAAUUAUCGAGUGAUGUUAUCCUAUCAGUGAUAGAUUUUUUUCAUAGGUUGCCCAACCUUGCACCGUCAGAUCGCUCUCUCAUUUUCUCUCUCUUGUCAGCUAAUUUCGUAAAUGGCCUAACAUAAACUAGUAUAUAUUACUCCAUAUCUUUCUGUUCUUUACUUUCUUCUCCUACCUUCUAUUUUGAGGUGUCUAUGUGAGAGCGAAAGAUUUAUCCUCUCUCCCUUACCAUACAGCUAUAUAGCUGGCCUGCUAGGUUUCACAAAAUAGAACAGGAAAGGGGCAAGAAUUUUUUAUUAUUUUUGCAUAGUUAAAUAUGGGGAGAGUGAAGCUUCAGAUCAAAAGGAUUGAGAAUACAACCAAUAGGCAAGUCACUUUCUCAAAAAGAAGAAACGGGCUUAUCAAGAAAGCCUAUGAACUCUCUGUUCUCUGCGAUGUUGAUGUUGCUCUCAUCAUGUUUUCUUCAUCUGGGAGACUUAGUCUCUUCUCUGGAAAUAAAAGCAUUGAAGAGACUCUGGCACGGUAUAUUAAUCUUCCCGCCAAUCAGCGAGGACGUCAGCAUAAUCAAGAGUUUCUCCAAAGCGUUCUUGGUAAAUUGUGGAGGGAAGCUGAUCAAACCUAUCAAGCAACCAGUCCGAUGAGUGGUACUGAUUCGGAUCAACUGGAGGAGAUUCAACAAGACAUCGUAUGCUGCAAAUCACAAUUGGAAGAAAUGGGAAAUCGACUAAGGAUCUUUGAAGGAGAGGAUCUCUCUGAAAUCAGGACAUUGCAUGACGCUGAGUACCGGGAACAGAUCCUUGAGGAAACUCUAAAACGUUUGCGCGUGCGCAAGCAAGUUCUGGAGGAGUAUGAUUCUUCUGCUACAAUACUACAGCUACCUACAGCUACAACAAAUAUACAUGAACUUGUUACAGGAAGUCCACACAAUAUUCUAGUUGAUUGGCUUCUACAAGGAGAUCCACAAGUUCAGAUUGUAAACUUUUUGAAUUCAAAUGGCUCUCUUCCCCUAAGGAUUAGAGAUCAGCCAGCUGAAAGUAGAUUUGACGCCAUAGCUUCCCAAUCAGCACUUGUUAGCGGACAAAAUAGGAGUGUUGAUGAGCAUCGCAGCACAGGAAAUGGUUUGGAGGAUGACAAUAAUGGUUUGCAGCGUCAAGAAUUAGGACAAGUUAUUGAUGUCAACUUUUCCGCGUGGAAGGAUUUCUAUCCGACAGCUUCUUCAAGUGGACGAGGACUCUAUAUGUCAUCACAGUUCAAUCCACCACCAAGCAUCUUGCACCCCAAUCAAGAUCAAAACCAACUUUGACAUUUUGUAUAUAUAUUGUGGUUACAACUCGCAUGAUUUUACUGCCUUUCCUUCGAGUCUUAUUACCAUGUUGAAAGUCAAUACAGAACUGUAAGAAUCCGUAAUGAACUUUUCCCUUGUUGCUAUCA
This is a messenger RNA of Pyrus x bretschneideri (Chinese white pear), 4394 nucleotides long. RefSeq names its product agamous-like MADS-box protein AGL104. Bases 3280 to 4266 code for a protein of 328 amino acids. NCBI's taxonomy places the organism in Eukaryota, Viridiplantae, Streptophyta, Magnoliopsida, Rosales, Rosaceae. Gene Ontology annotation, molecular function: RNA polymerase II cis-regulatory region sequence-specific DNA binding; protein dimerization activity; DNA-binding transcription factor activity, RNA polymerase II-specific. The transcript is spliced from 11 exons. Gene Ontology annotation, biological process: positive regulation of transcription by RNA polymerase II. The record is from RefSeq and is a predicted model, not a curated record.